Messenger RNA from Penicillium samsonianum, 1527 nucleotides. RefSeq lists its product as uncharacterized. The record is from RefSeq and is a predicted model, not a curated record. Lineage: Eukaryota; Fungi; Ascomycota; Eurotiomycetes; Eurotiales; Aspergillaceae. The transcript is spliced from 2 exons. Bases 1 to 1527 code for a protein of 508 amino acids.
AUGUCCGACAACAUACCCCACGCGAGCAAUGAUGGGACUUCCUGGCAGACCACAUCUCUCUCUUCUCAGGGAGAGCAAGAGCUCAUACUGGAAGCCCGUGCUUUACGAGAAGAAAAGUUCAAGGCCCUUGCAGCUAUCAUCAACACCAUGCCCGAACAGCUGACUACCAAUGAUGUAUUGCUCAUGUACUAUCGGGUCGAGGUUGGCACUUAUCUCUUACCAGCUUCGAGCUUCAUUGCCAACGAAAAUCCCUCCGAGGCCGAAGUUAUGGUCAAGCUCGCCAGACAAUCUGCAAAUAAAUCCAGAAAUUCGCUCCUCAUUGCCAAGUGUGAGUUCUGGAUGGGUCGAGUUGAGUUUCUGCGCGGAAACAUGCGCAAAGCCCAUGAGCACUUCGUGAAAGCGAACCCUUGUGCCAUGGAUUCGAAAGAGGGCGUUGAAUGUCAGGACCUGAGCUUUUUUCUGGACGUCACCAGGCAUGGAAUUAGUGAGCAUACUCGGGCUGCAAGACUGCGUGCUCAUGAGGAGGCUAUCGCGGCACACGCUAAAUUCGACAAGACUGCGAACAACUCUGUCUCGACCGAAGACAAACGCAAGCGACCAUUGAGGACUUGGAAGGGGGCUCUCCUCAAGCUACAACUACCUUUGAUCAAGCAACGUCCACUUACUAAAAUCAUAAAGCCCCGGUGUAGGGUACCGAUUCAACGAAAGGUGGACGAGGAGCAUCUGCAGCAAGGGAUUGAUAAUCAGACGAGCUCGAAAAACCAGGUUCUUGGAAAGGUCCUUGCGGAAGAGCUUGGGUACGAGUCUUGGAGCGAUUCUGGAGAUGACACCGACACCGACACUGAGGAUGAAUCUGAUGACGACUCUGAUGACAACCCCAGCGGAGGCCCUGCAGACGGUACAGAUGACACCAUGGGUGACAACACAGAUGGAAACGCAGCAAACUCUCCAGGCUCCCCUGGUGAAACCCAACAAUCAGAGCCUUCCGCUGACUCGGCCACAGCUCCCACUGCUCCAGCCAAAGUUCCGACUGAUCAAGCUGCGUACGAAAUGCCCAAGCCGGGAUCGGCCCGGGCCCGGUUCAGACAGGAAUGUUUCCAGAUGGGCCUCACAUCAGCACUUAACGGAGAACCCUACGAGCGUCCGAAGGAACCAUUUGUGUUUGGAGUCCCCCACACACCCACAAAGCAGACCGAGUUCCGACUCGGAUUUUUCAAGGUCGGCCUGGCAAAACGCUGCCGCCCAAUGACCAUUUUUCCGAAACAGCAUGGCGAAAUCACCAUUUCUCCUGAGGAAUGGAAAGCUAUCGAACAGGAUGCCCGUCACAAGAUUGUCACUUAUGAUUACUUGCGAAGGGAAAGAUAUGAGUUGAUCAAGGUUGCUGAGGAGAUUGGCCGAGCAGUUUCCUGGUCUAGCGGUUAUGAUUUUCCGUUAACAAAUGCGAUUAGCAUGUGUUCCGGAAAGGUUCUGGGUUCGAUUCCCAGGGAAACUAUUUUUUGUCUUUUUGUCUUUUUUGCCACUAACUAA